This is a messenger RNA of Ceratotherium simum simum (southern white rhinoceros), 3634 nucleotides long. The record is from RefSeq and is a predicted model, not a curated record. NCBI's taxonomy places the organism in Eukaryota, Metazoa, Chordata, Mammalia, Perissodactyla, Rhinocerotidae.
AUGGCCGUUUCUCAGUUUUGUUCGAAUGCUGUCUCACAGCCAAGGAAGUCCAUUAGCGUCACUGGUCCAGUAAAAGGAGCCCAAACAAAAGGAUAUUUUGGUGCAAACCAAACCAGAAUGGCUAUGUCAAAAACCAUGAUUGUUCUACCUGACAUAAAAACAGUAGAAAAAGCGAGUGUUUCUACCACAAGGACAGUCACACAGGUGAUUGAUGCACAUGGAGUUGAUGUUACUCCCCGACCUCUCUACCGUCCAGAUCCACAUAUUGGUACAGCAAAGCCAAAUAAACUAUUGACAUCACAAGAAGGAUCCCUUGCAUCAGAUUAUAUAUCUUCCUACAGCCUUUAUCAGAACACACUAAAUCCUAGUAUGUUAGGACAGUUUACAAGGUCAGUUUUAGGAAGCAGUACAGUUUCUAAAUCAAGUGUAUCGACUAAUGAAUCAAUAGCAGAAGACCUAGAAGAACCAUCCUACAAACGAGAAAAAUUGGCUAGUUUUACAGAUUUACGAGUUAUAAGGGCAACACCUGGGAAAAUUGCAAAAGAAGAUCUGGAGAAGACCAUAGAGAUAAUACUCACAGAGACGGAAACACUGACGCUUUUUAAUCUACCAACAGUCAUGCUUUCUGUGGAAUCUGAAGAAGCUGAGAAAGUAAGCCAGAGAAACAAGAAUUAUGAGACCCUUUGUAGAAAUAGAUUAGGCAAUGACUUAUAUGUUGAAAGGAUGAUGCAGACUAUUAACGGAGCACCAAAGAAUAAAGACGUUCAAUGUGACAAAAUCAUAAAGGAAGACAAAGGCAUAAUGUCCACUGCUUGGGAUUUGUAUGAUUCUUAUAAUGCUAUGGAGCUUUCAUGUUUACCAGUGAAACAGUCUACAAUUGAUUCACAUAGUAAAGCAAGUGUGCCUCCUCAAGAUCGGGACCAAAGAGCGCCAGGGAGUACUAUAGAAAAAAAUAGUGAAGCUAGUUCUCUAAUGGACAUAGAAAACGUAAUUCUAGCUAGAAUUCAUGACGAUGAAGAAGACCACUCAGAGGCGAUAUUGAAAUCUGAAAAGUUUCUCCAGGACUUAUUUUUUAUGGAACGAGUUCUAAUGGAAAAUAUAUUUCAGCCAAAACUUGCAGCUUAUCGUCAGCUUCCUGUUUUAAAAGAACCAGAACCUGAAGAGCCUGAAGAAUUUUUAGAAGGUGAAAAACUUGAAGAUGUAGAGGAAGAAGUUAAGAAGGAAGAGGAAGAAGAAAUAGAAAUAGAUGCAGAACAGUCAACAAUACCAGCCAAUUUGGAACGACUUUGGUCCUUCUCCUGUGACUUAACCAAAGGCCUUAAUGUGAGCAGCCUUGCCUGGAACAAAACAAAUUCAGACCUUUUGGCUGUUGGCUAUGGGCACUUUGGAUUUAAAGAGCAAAAAAGAGGAUUGGCUUGCUGCUGGUCAAUAAAGAAUCCUACGUGGCCAGAACGUAUUUAUCAGAGUCCAUAUGGAGUUACUGCUCUGGAUUUUUCAAUCGAAGCACCCAACCUUUUAGCAGUUGGCUAUCACAAUGGCACCAUUGCAAUUUAUAACGUGCAAAGCAACAGUAAUGUUCCAGUUCUGGAUAGUAGUGAAUCACCUCAGAAACAUUUGGGACCUGUGUGGCAACUACAGUGGAUAGAGCAAGAUCGAGGAACAACAGGUGAUGACAAAAGAGAAAUACUAGUUUCUAUAUCAGCGGAUGGAAGAAUUUCCAAAUGGGUUAUACGGAAAGGACUGGACUGUCAUGAUUUGAUGCGUUUGAGGCGAACUACGGCUAGCAGCCGCAAGAAAGGAGCAGAAAAAGAAAAGAAAGGUGAAGCUUUGAUAUCUCGACAGGCUCCUGGAAUGUGUUUUGCUUUUCACCCCACGGACACAAAUAUCUAUCUGGCUGGUACUGAAGAAGGUCAUAUUCACAAAUGUUCUUGUUCAUAUAAUGAACAAUACCUGGAUACCUACAGAGGACAUAAGGGUCCAGUGUAUAAAAUAGCAUGGAAUCCAUUUUGUCAUGAUGUAUUCUUAAGCUGUUCUGCAGAUUGGGGUGUUGCUAUAUGGCAACAGGAGACUUGCAAGCCAUUUUUGAGUUUUUAUCCAACUACUUAUGUUGUUUAUGACGUUGCCUGGUCUCCAAAAUCAUCCUAUAUAUUUGCAGCUGCAAAUGAGAGCAGAGUGGAGAUUUGGGACCUUCACAUCAGCACUUUGGACCCUCUGAUUGUGAAUGUUGCCAACCCUGGAAUCAAGUUCACAACUGUUCUCUUUGCCAAACAGACAGAUUGCCUUCUAGUGGGAGACAGUGAUGGACAGGUUGCUGUGUAUGAACUAAGAAAUAUGCCUACUGCUUUGGAUUCUGGUCGGGGAGACGUAAUAGAUACUUUGCUUGGACCCAAGUCAAACCAACCAGGAUAACUCAUCAUUACUAAUAUCGUUUUUUGUUGUUGUUUAAAGAAAAAGGAACAGUGUUUAAUAUUCAAUAGUCUGAUUUGCAGUAAACUGGGAUUUCGGUUUUAGAAAACAAUUUUGAUGUAUAACAUCCAUUUAAAUUUAAUAAACUUUUAUUUCAUAGAUAUGUGAUUAGUUUGUGAUCUAAACUAAUUGUAAGAGUUUUGUUGGGAUUUUCUUAAUUUUUUGAAAGAUAUUCCUACUCUAUUUCUUAAAAGUCAUGUUCCAAGUACAUAUAAGUACACAUAUAUGUACUUAUAAAAUGUCCAAAUAAGUUAGAAAAUUAUUAUUCCUUUAGAAGCAAAGCUUGGAAAUUAUUAGAUUUACUUAAACCAAAAGCCUUAUUAAAACAAAGUUCCAUAGACUUUUAAAUCUUCUGCUUUCCAAGCUCUGCUUUCCAGGGUUUAUAAAUCAUGCGGGUGUUAGUAUUACAAGACUAUUGGAUUCUCAUACCCAACUUUGAAUCAGAAUUUUAUCCUCUUAGAUCUGAGCUGAAGCUGUAGAACUUGGUUAGACUAUUUGAUAAGCAAAUGACACGACAGCACAUGUCAGACUGGCACCAUUUGGCCAGCAGGGCUCACACUCCCAAUUCAGUGAGAAGAGUUAGUAGGGGCACAGCCGGGCACCUUGUCUGCUGCCCAGAAUCUGCUCUGGGUUUUAAGCCCAGACUUAAGUGGGCCCAAAGAGAAAACAGAAAGUCCCUGAUCUACAGUUUGCGUCGGGAUGUUAUUUUAAGAAGGUUCUAGAGCCAGCUUGUGGAAAUAGGAGGAGUGGGAACUCCUCCAAACACAGUCUGUUCCCUGCUGUUUGUUUUAACAAGUCCUGGAUUUUGUGAACUGAGGCCAUAGGCCAGUAUGGCCUGUUCUAUGAAGCGUUCUAAGUGGAGAGGAGAGGAUAAGGCAUUUGAAACCCACUAAACUCUCUGAGAAAAAUAUACAUAUAGUAAAAACUGAGAAUAGAAACAGUGUAACAGGGGGAGCUUCCUUUUACAAGUAUCCAUUUCUUCACAAUCUCCAUUUCUUUGGAGCCAUACUUUAAACAAAAGCAAGGCAAUUUUUAGGUCGACUGAGAGUUUAGGUCAGGUUAUAAGGAUUAUAAAUUUUCUACUGGUAUAAGUCAUUGUGAUUCUUUGUCUUUCUGAAAGUUUGGACUUUCUAUAAUACUUUGUGUAACAAAAUAAAAACUUGAUUUA